Molecule: messenger RNA, 1594 nt
Organism: Octopus bimaculoides (California two-spot octopus)
Lineage: Eukaryota; Metazoa; Mollusca; Cephalopoda; Octopoda; Octopodidae
Product: organic anion transporter 3
Biological process (GO): transmembrane transport
Molecular function (GO): transmembrane transporter activity
Source: RefSeq, a predicted model, not a curated record
UUAUGUUCAGUCACAGAAAGCGUUAACAUUGUUUUUGCUAAACCUGCCUUGAUUUGUAUUUUUGAAGAUAAUUUUCGUUUUAGGUUAAUUUCAAAAUGAUAUUCCGAUACAUAUAUUUGUUAGAAUAAAUAAUUUUAAGCUCGUGACAUUCUAUUUUUCAUGAAAUGCAUUUAAGACAUUAUAAGCACCUAGAAAGAUCUAAUUUACGUCCGCUACUCACACACAAGAAAAACACAUACGCCCAAACAUAAACAUGCAGAUGCACAGACACACUGUCGAAUAGACAUAAACGAAGAAGACAAAAUGAAAUCUACCCAAGUGGAUGUUGAUGGAAUCCUACGUUCUCUGGGACAAACAGGUUUUUUCCACACCAGCCAAUGCAUUUUGAUUUGUGCAUCUCUAAUUGUAGCAUCGACAAAUAGUUUAUUCUAUAUAUUCUACGCCAUCACACCUGAAUACAGAUGUAAAAAUCUUACAGAAUUUCAGCUCAAUCAAUACAAUAUAUCAAUCAAUGAAGUAAGUCUAAAAUAUGAUAGAUGCUCCAUAGACAUCAUCAACCGCGAUGAAGAGAUUACUACCGGAAACCAAACUCUGGACUGCCUCAAUGGUUAUUACUAUACCACGCCCGUGGAUAAGUCUAUAGUGUCACAGUGGGACUUGCUCUGCAACAGUGUAGGACUGGCUGAAUCAACUCAGAUGCUUUACACUUUUGGUCAAAUGGUUAGUGGUCUAUUAGCACCAUGUUUGAUUGAAAAAUUCGGACGAAAAUCUAUAAGAGUGUUAAGUCACAUCUUGCUGCUAGUUUUCAACUUAAUCGCAUCAUAUUCUCCGUAUUAUUGGUUGUUUACAACAAUGAGAUUUUUGAUUGGAGGAGCUCGUGAGCUAUAUUUUCUUAGCUCCCUUGCUCUGGUAUGCGAGCUAUACCCACAGGAAAAACGUAUCAUGGUGUCUGGAAUAUUUAUGUGUACCUGGGGAUUAUUUAGCUCUUCUCUUGGGUUGAUAGCCUACCUGUUAAAAGAUUACGGUUGGAACACGUUAUUCUUGUUUAAUACUGUCAUCUCAGGAUACUUUCUUGUGGAUUUCUUUUUCCUGAAGGAAUCUGUCCGGUGGCUUUUUGCCAACUCGAAAGUAAAAGCAGCCGAAAAAAUUAUCAAACAAGCAGCAAAACAGAACAAAGUCGACUUUGAUAAAGUCUGGAGCAUAACUUCAGAAAAUACUUCACAAGAAGUUGAUGGACACAUGGAAGAAACCAGUCUUGAGUGUCGAAAUGGUAACUCCAAAGUCCAACAAGAUGUCACAACUGUUGCCCAACAUACACAACUACAAACUGAAAAAGAAUCCUCACUGCUUGUCAAGUUACUUGCUAUCUUUAAAUCACCCUAUCUGAGGAAAGUAACCAUCGUUGUGUCUAUAGAACGGGCUGUAAAUGUAAGUUCAUGGAACAGUGUUUUUCAAAUGAUGGAAGUUUUUGCUGGCAACAUCUAUCUCAAUUCUUCUGUGGUGGCUUUAUUUGAGGUAUUUUCUAAUGGAAUUUACUCUGUGCUAGCAAGAAGGUAAUUAAUAUGUACUAUUAAAAUAAUUUGAGGGAAUGGAG